Molecule: messenger RNA, 3407 nt
Organism: Daktulosphaira vitifoliae (grape phylloxera)
Lineage: Eukaryota; Metazoa; Arthropoda; Insecta; Hemiptera; Phylloxeridae
Product: MBT domain-containing protein 1-like
Exons: 17
Coding region: 446-3214 (922 amino acids)
Biological process (GO): regulation of DNA-templated transcription
Cellular component (GO): nucleus
Source: RefSeq, a predicted model, not a curated record
UCAUAACUUAACGUGGUAGGUGGUUUUGAUCACGAUUUCAAUGUUAGAGUUUUCAAUUUCAAAAUCAUCAAUCCUCAUGUCUCAAUCUCUUAUUGAGAAUGAAUAAUAAUAUUGAAAAGUACUCAUCACUGAAAAUAAAUAAUUUUAUUCACUUAUCUAUGUACCAUUUUUUCUACGCAAAUAUGUUGACUUAUCCUGAACAACUAAAAUAAGCUAUAGAAAAAAUGAGAGUAAUAAAAUGCACCGUCGAUUAAUCAAAAUUCAACCUAUUUAAGUUAAAUGUAACCCAAUGUGUACAUUUAUAACUAUGUUAUACACAGUCCAUUAAAUAUUAUUCUGGAAGUGUUUUGCUACUAUUUAAGAGUUUUAUUAAAUCUCAAUCAAUCGAGUAAUAUUAUUAAUUUUUAAUUUGUUUUAAAUUUGAUUAUUUUUUCAAUCAAACACAAUGAGUUCCGAAAGCUUGCAUAAAAACUGUGACGAUGAAGAUAAUACUUUUGAUUGGACAAAAUAUUUAAGAAUACGUUGUGCAGAAGAAGUACCUGAAGAUUUUUUUUGUCAUGUGUGUAAAAGUGAACAAAAUGGUAUAGAAUUGGGAUCCGUAAUAGAGGUUGAAAAUGAAGAUGGUAGUGGAUACUGGUUUGCUAGUAUAACUUUAUCGAAAGGAGUUUUAAUAUGUUUACGAUAUUAUGGUGAUGAAAGUGAUACAAAUGAUUUUUGGAUAGUUGUAAAAUCACCUCGUAUACAUAAUUUAAAUUGGGGAAAUGAAAAUGGUAAGGAAUUAAUACCACCUCAUCCUGAAAGAUUUCAACGUGUCAACCUCAAAGUCAUGAAAGAAAAAGUUCUUGAUUGUGAACACAUUGUAUCUGAAAAAGUUUUACAGUUGGAAGGAGCUCCAAUUUUUAAUGUGUUUAAACCAGGUAUGUGUGUUGAAAUUCAAGAUAGAGACUAUCCAUACAGAGUUUGGAUUUCAAAAAUUCUCAAUAAUGUAGGUGGUAGGUUACUUUUAGAAAUGUUAGGUGAUGAUAGUCCAGAAAAAGAACCAUUUUGGCUUUUUUAUUUGAACGAACGUGUGUUUCCAAUGGGAUGGGCAGAACAAAAAGGUUUACCAUGGAGAGUGAUAAAUCCUAAUGUUGAUUUAAAUGAUACUAUUGAUUCUAAUGUACUUUUAAAUGUCUUGAAACCCCAGACACCUAAACAACACAGUUAUAAACUAGGUGAAGUCUUAGAAGUCUUAAGUCCACACUCUUUAAUGAUAUUUUAUACUGCUAAAAUCAUUAAGAUUUACGAUAACCGCUACUUUAAAAUUGAAGUUAAUGAUAAUCAUAAUGUUGAUAAACGUUUUACAUUUUUGGCUACAAAAGAAAAUCCUUACUUGUUUAAUGCAGGUUGGGCAAACAAACAUAAAUUGGUAUUAAAACCUCCAUUUGAUUGGGAUUCAGAAUUGCCAUUUAAUUGGCUUGAAUAUAUAAAAAAAAACAAUUUAAAGUUUGCUACUAUUGACAAAAUAUGCCAAAAAAAUAUAGAGUGCAUUAAAGUAGGUAUGAAGUUGGAAGCUGUUGAUCCUGUUUAUCCUGAUAAAAUUCGAAUUGCUACAAUUAAGGAAGUUUUAGAUCAUUGGGUAAUCCUUACUUUCGAUCGAUCAAAUUGGUAUCAAGAGUUGUUACAUGUGCGUUCAAUUUAUUCAGAUGAAAUAUUUCCUGUUGGUUGGUGCAAUAAACACAAAUAUACUUUAAGUAGCCCACAAAGUUUAUACAUAAAUUGUGAUACUUAUAUCAGUUAUUACUAUAAGUCAGAUUUUGAAAUUAAUUUGAAUGAUGAGGAUAUAGAUGAUUUAACAAAAUGCAAUUUUUAUGUGAAAAACGAUUUUUAUUUUCAUAGCAAACAUAAAGAUACUAAAUUGUAUGAAGACAUUGGUCUAGAAAACACUUAUAUUGACAAUAAACCAGAUUUGAAAAAUGAUUUAGUAAUACCACAUACUAUGUUGAAAACAGAAGUUUUAAAUCAUGAAAUAUCUGAAUUGGAAAAUAAAUCAAAGUCUGAAGAAUUUAAAUUAGUACAACAAAUUAAAUCUGAUGAUAUAUUUAAAAGCAGCCCAAGUUUUAAAUCUAAUGUUAACAAAAAGUUUUAUAUUCAUUUCAAUAAAGACUGUUAUCCUGGGAAUCAUACAGUUAAACGUAAAAUUACAGCUUUGCCAAAUAAUAUUGGGCCAGGUUUUGUUUCUAAAGUUUUACAAGAAGCAAUUUCUAUAUUUGUUAGUCUUGAUUACUAUCCUUGGGUUGCUUUAAAAAAAAUAAAAAAAUUGCAACAUCUAUUAUAUAAUGAACCUGGUGGUGUAGUGAAGAUGGUUUCUACAAAGGCUACAAAAUUUCAUGAGAAACAUGUAGAAUAUCUUUUAUUGCCAGAAAGUAAGAAACUAGCACAAAUAUAUUGUGCUACUCUAUGUAAUUUAUCUGGAAUGUGUGAAAACUUCAUGACUACUAUUAAAACACAAUGCUCUCAUGGAUGUAAAUUAAAAGCUUUAAAAACAUCGAAUAAAUCUUCUGUGGACAGUGCAAUAACUGAGAAGAGUAAAGUUAAAAAUUCAGUUGAUAAAAAUGAAGAAAAAACAGGAUCAUUAAUUGAAAAAAUUUGUAAAGUUGCUAAAUUAGAAUUAGAUUGUUCAAAUCAAUCACUGGUUGAGAGAUAUAAAUACUACUUAGCAUGUAUUGUGAACUAUGAAAGUUAUAUAAUAAGAUUAAAUAAUAGCCUUACACCACUUGAAUUAGCUAUAUUGACAGAGUGUGAAUCUAAAAAAGAAUACCUUAAAACAAUGGAUAGAAAAAAUACUAAUAAUUGUAUAAAUAUAACUUAUAAAAUUAAUGAAGAUAAUAAUUAUUUUCAUACAUGGAAACUAAGCUUUGAAAAAAUCUAUCGUGAAGAUCCAAGGUUUAAAAACAUAAAAAUUGACAUAGGUCAUUUUGAAGUAAUAAAAGUGACAUCAAAUCCUAAAUACUGGUCUUCAGAAGAUGUGUAUUGUUAUUUAUCAAAUGAUCCUUAUUGUAAAAUUUUAGGAAAGACUAUGAUAGCUUUGCAAGUUGAUGGUGUAGCAUUUAUGUUAUUAAACGAAGAACAACUUAUUAAAAGAUUACGAUGUUCCAUUAAUUUGGCCUUAAGAAUGAUGUGUCAUAUAGCUGAGGUUAAAUUUACGUUUUUAAAAGAUUAUAAAAAUACGUGAUAUUUUAAGGUAUAUGUUUAUUAUUGUGUUUUUGUACUUUUCAAGACUGCCAUUUUAUUAUACAUUGUUUAAUUGAAUUUAAUUUAAGAGUUAGAGCAAUUCACCAGAAAAGGAAUACGAACUAAUAAACUAUUUAACUUUGUAUGAUUCAUUUUUGUUCUUAACUAUUAUCAUUAAUAUGCUAUUUGUAAAU